UGUUUUUCAGCUGGCCAGACCUGCACUGCGGGGGCUGCUCCACUGGAGCCGUGUCAUCAGUAACGUUAGCAGGGCAGGAACACAACUCUCAAGAACGAGACGGGCAUUAAGCACUUCCCACCAGCCUGGUUGAACACAAAAUAUUAUUUUCGUGGAAAGUCGCAGCAGGACCUCUGAUUGUCGUCGAGUUAUUGCCAACCUUGUUGUUCAAACAUCAGCAGCUACAGAGUUGCUAACUGUCUGCCUGGCUAUCCUGCCAGCCGGUUAGCCCUUGCUAGGAGCAGUAGCAACUAACCUAGUUUAGCUGUCGGCAGCCUGGCUACCCGGGAAGAGCUGCCAGCAUGAGGCUGAAAGUAGGAUUCAUUUUACGGAGUUUGCUUGUCAUUGGGACGUUUCUUGGUUUGGUGGUGCUCUGGUCCUCUUUGUCGCCGAAACCCAGCGAUGAAAACCCCUUUGGAAAACGGGAUGACAGUUGGCUGCCCAAAGGAGACCUUGCAGAUCAGUUUAAGCCUGUAGUGCCCUGGCCUCACGUGGAGGGGGUGGAGGUUGACCUCAACUCCAUCAGACUCAGAAAUGGAGGAGCCAUUCAUCAACAGAACCCUGACCAGCAACCCAACCAGAAGAAGGUGAUCCAGCAGCAGUAUGUGACAUUCAGACCCAACACACAUGCCUACACCAGCCCCAUCCUGAAGAAAGGUAUCCUGGGAAACUUCGAGCCCAAGGAACCUGAGCCUCCAGGCGUCCCUGGUGGUCCAGGAGAGGGAGCUAAGCCUUUUGUCCUGGGUCCAGAGUACAAAGACUCAGUCCAGGCUUCCAUCAAAGAGUUUGGCUUCAACAUGGUGGCUAGUGACAUGAUUUCACUGGACAGGACCAUCAGUGAUAUACGCCAUGAAGAGUGUAAGUACUGGCAUUAUGAUGACAGACUUCUGACCUCUAGUGUGGUGAUAGUCUUCCAUAAUGAAGGCUGGUCUACACUGAUGAGAACCGUCCACAGUGUCAUCAAGAGGACUCCCAGGAAAUACCUGGCUGAGAUUGUCAUGAUAGAUGACUUCAGCAACAAAGUCCAUCUGAAGGAGCGUUUUGAAGACUACAUCAAGCAAUGGAACGGUCUUGUUAAACUCUUCAGAAAUGAGAAGAGAGAGGGACUAAUCCAGGCCAGGAGUAUAGGAGCCCAGAAGGCCACUAAAGGACAGGUGCUGAUCUACCUGGAUGCUCAUUGUGAAGUUGGAAUCAACUGGUAUGCUCCAUUGGUUGCUCCUAUUUCAAAAGACAGAACGGUGUGUACGGUGCCUCUGAUCGACUCCAUACAUGGCCAGAGAUUCACCAUCGAGCCCCAGGGUGGAGGAGACCAGGACGGCUUUGCUAGAGGAGCGUGGGAUUGGAGCAUGCUCUGGAAGAGAGUUCCUCUGGGAGACAGAGAAAAAAAACUCAGAAAGACUCAGACUGAGCCAUAUAGGUCUCCAGCCAUGGCAGGUGGUCUCUUUGCUAUAGAGAGAGACUUCUUCUUUGAACUGGGUCUGUAUGACCCAGGACUGCAGAUAUGGGGAGGAGAGAAUUUUGAAAUAUCAUACAAGAUCUGGCAGUGUGGCGGCCAGCUGCUCUUUGUACCGUGUUCUCGUGUCGGCCAUAUCUACAGACUUCAGGGAUGGCAAGGCAACCCUCCACCUGCACAUGUUGGAUCCUCUCCCACUCUGAAGAACUACGUUCGUGUGGUGGAGGUAUGGUGGGAUGAAUAUAAGGACUACUUCUACGCUAGUCGUCCUGAAACUCUCACUCUAGCCUACGGAGACAUCAGUGAGCUUAAACGCUUCAGGGAGGAACAUCGAUGCAAGAGCUUCAAAUGGUUCAUGGAGGAAAUAGCGUAUGACAUCCCUCUGCACUACCCUCUGCCUCCUAAAAAUGUAGAAUGGGGGGAGAUUCGGGGCUUUGAGACAAGUUACUGUAUUGACAGUAUGGGACACACCAAUGGAGGCAAUGUGGAAAUAGGACCGUGCCACAGGAUGGGUGGCAACCAGUUGUUCCGCAUCAAUGAAGCCAACCAGUUGAUGCAGUAUGACCAAUGCCUGACCAGAGGAGGUGAUAAUUCAGCUGUCAUUAUCACACACUGUGACCAGAACCAGCUCACUGAGUGGAAGUACUUCAAGGAUCUCCAUCGGUUCACUCAUGUGCUAACAGGGAAAUGUCUAGACCGCUCUGACCUGCUCCACAAGGUGUUCAUAUCAGACUGUGACACCAGUAAAACCACGCAGAAAUGGGAAAUGAACAACAUAGUGGCUGUAUGAGGACUGGACAACUCGCACAAAGAGGACCACUAGGAGCUUGGAGAGGAACACGGUGACUGUAUGAGGACAUAUGCACUGAUUAACACAUGCCAAGAAACACAUCCAUAGUAAGUUUACAGAUAUAUCAAGCUGAUAUUGUCCUUUUCAACAAAAAAUGUUCUUGUUAUGAGCCAGUCAUUGUCAGUUCACCUCCAACACAAUGGAGUCAGAAUGGUCAAAUAUAAAGAUAUCAAGUAUCCAUUAUUAUCAGCUUCAACCCAAAACUGUUGGCAUCAGCCAAAAUAUCCCACUGUCAAACUUUAGUUCAUAUAUUUGACCAUAAUAUAGAAACAUAGACACUCCAGAUGGCAGAAAAAUUGGUUGAUAAAGAAGCUUAAGCUGCUUUUCCUCAGAAUGACAAACAGUGAACUGGAAACAUGUUGGGCUCCGUCUCUGUCUCAGUCUUUUGUGGUGGUUGUGUUUACAUAAUGUCUCUCUAUCUGUUCUUAUGGGCUCUCAGGUCUUUUCUAAACCACUAUGUUGAUUUAUGAAAUUAAUCACAUCAAUUCUAAUUAUUGAAAAGUCAUGCUCUAAUUAGACUUUGUCAAUCAACUAUUAGCCAAAGUGAUUAGCUCACUUACCAAAGAGUCCUUUUUUAUUGGUGGAGGAUUCAUUCACACCAUCAGUGUGUUUAACCAGGUGUACAUACACUGGCUGGCAUAAUGCUUGCUUUUGUCUGCAACUCUGUUUUAGAUGGAUUAAAGGUUGAAAUAGUGUUAGAAUGUCAAAAACAACUCAUUUAUUGGAAAUAUCAAAGAAAGAACACUCGGGUGAGCCAAAUCUGUUUUAAAAGACCAGAAAUUAAUGGAAACGAGCAAUCGGCUCCAUAUUUUUGAAAAUUUUGAAUUUGUUGACUUGGUGGUGUAAUGUUGAUGUUGAUUAGGGUUAAAGAGCUAGCUAGUUUUCUGUAUGUAAAACAAAUCAUCAUGUAGAAAUAACAAACUGUCCUGUUCUAUCAGCUGCUGGCCAACAUACCAGUGUCACCAUGUCAGUUAUAAUACAUCAACUUUCCUCUGGGGCCAAAGCAGACAGAAGGUGAAAAGGAUGUCCUUAGAUAACAGAGAUGUAAUAAAGCUCCUAUAGACACAUGCUGAACAGGCUAAAAAGGACUUUGACAUAUUGAAUUGUAUUUUUUUUUUCUUAACACUAAGACUUCAGAGUCUGUGAAAGUCAUUUUUAACAUCCCUGGUUAAAGAACUACUUCUAUCUUGAAGCUAAUACAGUAAUCUGACAGACUGAAUUUGGUUAAUGAAUAAGCAGAAUGAUUCACGACACCGUAUCAGAAGCCUGACCAUGACAAAAGAAAACUACAAAGAGGGAAAAAAAAGCAAUACUCGUGUCCUACAUAAAGCUUCAUACAGUGUUCGUUUACCUAAACCACCUCAAGGUCCAUCCCCUUUGUGCCAUGUCUAAACCAGCAGUGAUUCAGUCCUCCUGGAUUAUGCUUUCAAAUGCACACUAGCAUGAAAAAAGUAACCCAUACACUGUAUUUAUUUAGUUAACU
Xiphias gladius (swordfish) is the source of this 3825-nucleotide messenger RNA. RefSeq names its product UDP-N-acetyl-alpha-D-galactosamine: polypeptide N-acetylgalactosaminyltransferase 7 (gene galnt7). Gene Ontology annotation, cellular component: Golgi apparatus. The coding region runs from base 342 to 2282 and encodes 646 amino acids. The transcript is spliced from 15 exons. The record is from RefSeq and is a predicted model, not a curated record. Lineage: Eukaryota; Metazoa; Chordata; Actinopteri; Istiophoriformes; Xiphiidae.